Molecule: messenger RNA, 1620 nt
Organism: Cajanus cajan (pigeon pea)
Lineage: Eukaryota; Viridiplantae; Streptophyta; Magnoliopsida; Fabales; Fabaceae
Product: coiled-coil protein
Source: RefSeq, a predicted model, not a curated record
CAAACUCACUCUACAUUUGCCUUUUCAUGCUUUUCUUCGUUUCCUUGUCUUUCAGCUUUUUCUUCUGCUCAGCUCAGCUCUAUUGUUUUCAUCCUUUCCUAUUUGCAUGCAGUGACUUGUUUGUAUCUCAACACAGGAUGCUGUGAUAAAAUGUGUUGGUGCAACAUCAUGGAACUUUUCAACAUGUAAUGAUUGAGGAGGAAGAAGAGCACUCAUACUACUGACUAAUGGCAAUGAUUUCUGAGCUAUUGACUAACGUAACACUCUUGGUGACAUGGCCUUUCUCUCUACUUAAGUUGGCAUGCUUGUUUGGUAUCAGAAUAGCCUUAAUUGUGAUAUAUACUUGGACGGAGUUGAUCAGGACUACAAUUAACUUCCAUGCAAACAUAAUCUUGAGAAUAACCACAUGGAUAUUUGGGAUUUUCUCCCUGCCUGCAAGAGCUUUGGAUGUCUUUCAAAGGGAGAGGCAGCUGGAACAAAAACUACAUGAAAUGCAGUUAGAGCUGGAGAAUCUAGUGUGGGAUAAGAAGAAACUUCAAGAACAUUUUCAAAUGGCUGUCAAAGAGCGCAAAAUGAUGGAGAUACUUCUAUCAAGUCUUGAAGAGGAGCAUGAUAUGGUCAUUGCAAAAAUUGAAAAGUUAGAGGGAAAGUUGCGAGAUAAGACAAAUGAAAAUCUUCGGCUCAAGGAACUUCAAUCCAAGGGAUACUGGAGCUCCAAGGACCAAAACAACACUGACAGAAUCCAAACCAUUGAUGACAGCAACUACAACAUUUUCCAUCCUAUCCUCUCACGGAAUUCCAACUACAGCGGGAGUGGAAUUGCCCUCCAAGAUCUUCUAAGGCGCAAAGAUCUUUGGGAAGAUGAGAGCAAAACCAGAAGUGAGUUGCUCAAACUCUUGAAAACUGAACCCAAAUCCGGUCCGGUUAAGCCAGAAAUGAUCUCAAAGGAUGCAGAAAUGAGCAAAGCACUAGACCAUCAUCGAGACGUUGCUCUUUCUCAAUCACUUUUCAGUGCUAUUAUGUCACUUGUGGUUGGAAUCACUGUGUGGAAAGCUGAGGACCCUUGCAUGCCUCUUAUAGUGGCUCUCUUUGCCGUAGUAGGAAUGUCCUUGAAGAGUGUGGUGCAGUUUUUCUCCAACAUUAGAAACAAACCCGCAUCUGAUGCUGUUGCUCUCUUAAGCUUCAAUUGGUUUAUUCUCGGCACUCUAACCUACCCUACGUUACCAAGGGUUGCACGUAUGCUAGCUCCAAUAGUGUUGAGUCUUAUGGACCAAACCAUGAACCGGUUCGCUCUCCUUUCAUUAGCUUGACAUGGCUUCUUUUUUUCUUUUUUCUUUCCUUUUCUGUUGUGCUAUACUAUGUGCAGUAUAAUCUGAAUUGAGUCCUUUUUACUAUGUUGUGCGUUUCUUACAGCUUGUACAAUAUGAGGAAUCUUUGUAAUUUGAUUUUCUGUGUUGAGAUAUUCUGUUUUCUCAGUUUGCAGCUCGCAAACAUAAAAGGGAAAUGGGAUAUCAGUUUUGUUUUCUUUACCAUUUUGCAGAGUUCAGUUAGAACUUUUGUUUUUGUCAACUUUGUUUAAUGUUCCGCAGGAUUGAUUAAGGAUCAUGUAGGUUUUAUUUA